Molecule: messenger RNA, 954 nt
Organism: Rana temporaria (common frog)
Lineage: Eukaryota; Metazoa; Chordata; Amphibia; Anura; Ranidae
Exons: 6
Coding region: 1-954 (317 amino acids)
Source: RefSeq, a predicted model, not a curated record
AUGACUCGGCAAGCAGAGAAAGCAAAUCUCAUGACUGAAGUUGAUCAAAUAUUAAAAAUCAUAAGCCAAAGGAGAAGUGACAGAGAGAAGGAGCUGAGCAAUAGAAGAGAGAAGAGCGGAGGACAUUUCCCAAUUCUGUUUAUUUUACUGUUUGCCUGUGCUGAUGUCAUACUGUCUGAAAAAAAUGACUUCACUCGCUCAUCAAAUGUCUCCCUUGUGGAUGAUGGCACAAAGAUGCUGACAGAAAAUUGGCAAGUUUUGAGACCCUCUGGGUUCAUUGGUAAAGAUAAUGAUGUCACAUAUGAUGUAAGCACUUUCCUAUAUGGCACCGCCCAGCUACCCUGCUCAUUCCCCUUUAUACGAGGACUAGAGAAGUUGACAUUGAUCUGGAAGAAGGAAGAAGAAAACAUUAAAUCAUGCAUCCACUCAUUCCAGAUGGGCCGGGAACAUCACUUAGAACAGGAUUCUCGGUAUAAAGGACGUACAAAACUCUCCACAAAAUUUCCACAAGGAGACCUGGGCCUUACACUCAGAGGAGUCACAUUCGCUGAUGUGGGGACUUAUUAUUGCCACGCUGCUAAUACUUUGAACGCAGGCAUACAGAAGGUAGAAUUAUCGAUAAGCGGGUUAAAUGUGCACAGCCGGGUCGGCACUCUGUCUGAUGUUGAUGGGAAGAAGCGUCUGACGUGUAUCACCAUCGGGAUGUUCCGGGAUCCAUGGGUCAGGUGGUACGAUGUGAAAAACACAACCCUGACCAAGUAUGAAACCCAUCAUAUUACUGACGAGGCCGAUGGGAUGAAGAAGGUGGAAUCUGUGCUCAGAUAUGAUGACGAAAUAAAUGAAAUGCACUUCUGUCAAGUCGGAGAGGGGACACUACACACAACCACCCGCAUUGUGAGAUCAGAUGGAAAAGCUUCUGUUAAAAUUCAGGAUCCAAACUCUGACGUACCAUAA